Messenger RNA from Caenorhabditis angaria, 343 nucleotides. NCBI's taxonomy places the organism in Eukaryota, Metazoa, Nematoda, Chromadorea, Rhabditida, Rhabditidae. The record is from the annotation of a GenBank genome assembly.
AUGUUCAACAAAAAUCUUGUGAUUUUCCUAUUCAUUUUAAAAUUAGUCAAUUGCAAUGCCCCUUGUAUGACACCACCAGUAAGUUUAAUUUGAAAAUCGAACUCAAAAAUAAUAUUUUCGAUUUCAGGAUUUCUGUACGAAAAAUCCGAUCAGAAGAGAUGUAAUUGAUUGUAUGAGAGAUUGGCAAUGUCGAGAAGGAUAUGUUUGUUAUUUUGGAGCUUGUCAUAAUAUAAAUGAUGAAAUGCAUCCAUUUCGAGCUCAAUCAAUUCGAACAUAUUUUCCAGACGAAGAAGCAACUGAAGAUAAUGAACGAUUUGAGCACAUGUUGUCGACAGAAUGGUGA